Messenger RNA from Ilex paraguariensis (yerba mate), 416 nucleotides. NCBI's taxonomy places the organism in Eukaryota, Viridiplantae, Streptophyta, Magnoliopsida, Aquifoliales, Aquifoliaceae. The record is from the annotation of a GenBank genome assembly.
AUGGCAGCCAAACCUGGUGCAAAGGCUGAGGGUGUUUAUGGAUCUGAAUCUCCUCCAGAAGAAGAACAACCACUGUUGAAAAAACAGAAAUUCGAUGCGGAAGAUGGCAACCAAGAACCACUAGUAGAAGGAAAAGAAGAUGAUUCUGAUGAUUGGCAUGAAAAUAAAGUGACCAAAGAAGAGUGGGCGAGGUAUAACAAACAAGUCGAAGAAAGCGAGGGCUUUGACGUUGACAAACUUCCCGAUAACCAAUUGUGUGGUUUGAUUGUACCAAUUACAAACUUUGAUUGUGAUUCCUGGUGGCUUAAGAAUGUCACCUGCUGUUCAAGCUUAGCCAUAGAUUCGUACAACACUGAAAAUGGUACAAAUUACAAGUAUUUGAAGGCCCUCAAAUAAAAUGUACAGCCUGUUGCGGG